Molecule: messenger RNA, 978 nt
Organism: Parnassius apollo (apollo)
Lineage: Eukaryota; Metazoa; Arthropoda; Insecta; Lepidoptera; Papilionidae
Source: the annotation of a GenBank genome assembly
AUGGAGUUGCUAAGCCAAGUGUCUAAUGUGCAGUUUUUGUAUCCAGCCGCAGCGGUUGCGGUAGUUUUAAUAUGUGCCGCGUUAGUAUUUAUUUUCGGGUUUCACUCCGCAGAACAGCCGCAAUUCGAUAAGUUGCCUCUUGUUUUGGAUGAUAGAAAAUCUUCCAAUAAGAAGAGGAAAAUUAAAGAAAAGAAAUCUUCACCCAACCGCGCAGCUGAUGAUGUGAAGACAAAGACAGAUACUUCUAAAAAAUCUCCCGCAAAGGAGAAGAAAGAAGAAAAGCCGAAAGAACCUGAGAAACCAAAACCUAAAGAAAAAGUAACUGAACCUAAAUCCCUUAAAAAGGAAGCUCUUGGUGAAGCAAAAAAAGGCAAAAAGAAACUUAUUGUAGAAGUUGAAAAGCCAGCUGAUUUUGAUGAAGGUGUGUGGGAGGAAGUACCUAAAAAGAGUGACAAGAAAAAGGUGAAGAGUGAUGAGAAAGAUAAGAAGGAUAGUCCAUCUAAAAAAAAUAAGAGGAAGACCAAGGAUGCUGAUAUUGAAGCAGCUCGAUCAGCUGAAGAAGUAGCUGAAGAACCAGUAAAAGUAACAAUUUCUGUCGAUAAUCCUAUUGAUGAAGAAACAAAUCGUGCUUUACAAGCGCAAGUAGAGGAGUUCCAACGAGUGCUUAAAGAGGCUGAACGCCGUGAGCAAGCUGCUCUUGGUAGCACAGAAGAAGAAGAGACUGCUGAAGAUGAGUUGACGGAGGUGAAGGAUCUUAGGAGCAUUAAGAAAAAGGAAAAUAAGGAGAAACAAACAAAAAAGAAAGCAGCUGAGUCUGCUGUAACUAAGAGUGCUGCUAAAACUGAUGAGAAGGAUGCAUCUGAUUCCUCUGAUAAACAGGACAAUAAUCAAAAUGCACCUGUUUUUGAUGAACUCGGGGACACAUGGAGAGAUGCCAAGGUUUCCGAAAUUCGCAGUAAAGUAUAUUUUGCGUUGUAA